AUGAUGUCCCUCGCAGCUCGAUCGGGGGCUUUCUCCCCCUACAUGCAGGCCACAGCCUUCACAGUGGCCGGUCCUCUGAAGGCGCUGGUCCCGGGAGUCGUCGUGAAGGGGGAAAAGAUAACACUGGACACCAAAAGGAAGUUCCUAUGCCGGGAAACUCUGAGCGGUCAGAGCCCGACGACCGGGCCCGCUGUGACGGUUAGCAUUAACGGUGAGUCCGCUAAUGACAGCUGGUCAUAGAGCCAACUAAAUCAACUUUAUUUCUACAGGAACAUACACUCUGAUGUUAUAACCUGUCUGUAUACCACGAAGAAGGUCAGCUGUAUUUCAGUAUAUUUUUAUACUUGAAAGAACCUCACGGCUAAGUUAGCCUGAGCUGCCCGGUAUCAGCUAACAUCCGGUUAGCCCGGUUAGCCGGAUAAAGCUUGUCUUACAGAUGAGCUCGUGGUGUAGUCGAGAUUACACUGUUUUUAUUCUUGGAUUGUGCAAUAUCUCAGUAAAUAUAAACAUAAAGAUUGCAGAGGGACUCAUUUUGACAUUGAUCAGCCGGAUCAGAGAGUCCUCUGCCCGUGUACAAGAGUGUGUCCCGCUGUGACCCCGUGACGUGUUCAGUAGUCACGGUGUGUCCUCAGAGGACAAACACUGACCACUUAUGAAAAAAGUUAUCAUCUUAUCUCUGACUGUUCAGCAGUACAGGUAACAGUAGAUCACACCAGCAGCCUGCGAGAUGUUGAAAUGUUUGGCUGAAUUAGCAAACACCUCCAGCUCUAGGUCAUUGUCAAUAAUAACACAAUAAGAGAGCAAGAAAGCUUCACAAAUAAACAAAGCAUCGAAUAUAAUGACAGCUCAAGCCAGGUAGAUAACAGUUAUAACAAGGCAAAUAUGUAAAAAAAAAGGUAAAUCACAAUCAAAACCAAUAUUAACAUUGAGGGCUGAACCAUAUAUUUCAGCACAAUCAUGGUGUGAAUAUGAGAUGUCAGUCAUAUAACUUGAAACAUGUCACACUUCCUUAUUGUCCAGAGGUGUGAUGGACAUUCAUCUGAAAUGACUUCUUUGCAACCCCUCAUUCAAACUCACAGAGAAACGAACCUCUGCGCGGGCAGGUUCUGGUAAACACCCAGGUGUGGUGCUGAUACCAUCAAAAAUAUCCAGGAUUUAGUAGGUCUAGUAGGACAGUGUUUUUCCUGCUCAUUCUACUGAAAUUGAAAUGCUGAUUAAGCAUUUCCACUUAUUCUCAUUAAAGUUUCGAGCUCUACUGAGCGUUAAACUAAUGGGACAUUAGAGAACUUACUUUGAGCUUCUAUACUUGUAGUGCAUACACAUGAUAAUAAAGUGAAAGUCAUUUAGAGAAGGCAGUGAAUUUUUGUUGAAUUAUGUGGUGUCUUCUUAAAAAAAACAACUUUUUGGCCUGCCUCUGACACCCUCUGUUAUGUAGAAUUUGACCUUAAAGGUCCUUUCACACCCGGAGCGUUUUUUUCGUGGGAAUAUUUUGGACGUCAAUACUUUUUUUUGAACCCGUAUCCUGUCAAUACAAGCGUUCACAUCAGCGUUGUUUUCCCGUCCUGUGAUAUUGCAGCAUUUAUUUUUUCGGAUCACGGUUGAUUAUUCUUACGUUUCGCAUACUGUAUGUCCACUUCUGACCAAUCAGAUUGCGUGUUGUUGUGGUGUCAGAUUGACCGGUAUAUCCAACAUGGCUGACCAGCUGAUUGUUUACGUGUCGGAGAACAGAGUGCUUUUUGAUAAAAGACACAAACAUUACAAAGAUAACGACCUGAAGGACAACUUGUGGAGAGUCAUAGCGUCGGAUCUCUCAUAUGACGAUGGUUUGUGUGCUUUAACAGUUUGCUAAACAUCUUUGUUUUAACUUUCAACUGUGCUAAGUAAUUUGGGUCGUAAGCUAACCUGUUUAGAUGCAACAUACCAUAUGUAUUUUCACUGUCUCAAACUCAAUCGCACUGCUGUCACAGCACCAUUAGGUCUCGUUUGUUACCUUACGUUUAUGGAUGGACAGCCAUCUCAACACUAGUGUCUAAUCAGAACUGAAAAACAGUCAGUCUAGUGUUGUGUCAGUCUUCUCGCUUCCACCCGGGACGCUUCUUUUUUGUUCCUCCCGGAAAGUUGCAAAAUCGCACGGGGCCUGAUGUGUAUAGUCAGGAGCAUCAAAAUUCUCCUCCGACUAUUUUGUAAUUUUGCGUUCUAUAUUCGCGUCGGCCCCGGUGUGUAAGGACCUUAAGUUCAGAAAUGGUACUUGGGCUGACUCCAAAUAAUGCUGCUGCUUGGUUUUGUGGAACACCAGCUUGAAGUUUCUCUAUCCCAUGGUUAAUCAGUCCACACCAGGAGUACCACAAACUGGAAACAAGUCACUAGCAACUUUUUCAUGGGUGCAACUCUCAUGCUUAUCCCACAGAUGCAUGUUCCUUACAAAUGUGGCACCAUGUAAAAGGGAAAUAAAAGAACUAGUAUAAUAUUUGUUUCCAGGAAGUAGAGAAAUAAUCCACCGCCUAUGAUUCUGUUAUUAGGUGAGUCUGGCAUCAGUAAGGUUAAUUUGAAAGAUGUAGUAAAACUGACCAUGAACUUCAGCAGCUACAAGCUGUAGACUCAUUAACUACAAAGUGGGGUGCAAUCAGUAUAUUUGAUGAGGCUUCAGCAGAUAUCCCCUUUUGUGUACCUCUCUGUGAUGGUUCACUGAAUUUCCUCUUGGAGAUAAAUAAAUAUUCUGAUUCUGAAAUCAUGAAUGUAGGCAAGGAUUACAAAGCAAGCGCACAUUGCUUUAUCAAUCAUAAAAUAGCAAUUGGGUAAAUUAACAAAAAAAGAAACCUGUCAAAGGACUGCAAAUAUAUAUUUACAUAUACAGGGCUCUACAGUAUGACCGUUUUAUUCGCAUUUACGACUAAGAAUACAUGUGUGCAAAUUGUAAAAUUAGGGGCACAUGUGCGCAUAAAAAAAAAAAAAGCCGAGGCAACAAAUGUUUUUUCAUGUAAAUAUGUUCAAUAUUAGAUGGACAUGCUCUGCGGAUCUACCAGUGUCUUCCAACUCUCCAUAACCAGGAAUAGCAACAGCAGCGGCACCCUCACUGUCAAUGUCGGGUGUUGAAUAAGGGACCAUCAAUAAAUUACCAGUUGAUGUUCUCAAUAAAGGCUGUUUUCCUUUAAUAGCUUCAAUGUCAUGUGACCAAUUUACCUAAAAUUGAUUCCAAAUCAUAGUGCUGAUGUCAACCAAUAAGACACACAUUCUUCGAUCAAUUGUCAUUGUGUACCUUAAGUUUGUGUGCUCCUUACUUUUUCAACUUAGGAGCACAUGUGCUACUUGUGAAAAAGUUGGUGUCAAGCCCUGGUAUAAACACUGAGUACAAUCAGAAGUAAACACAUAGCUGGCUGCAUCACAUAUGUUUUCAUUGUGUUUGUGCACAAACAUGCUGUCUGAUUUGUCACUGUAGAAACCAUGUCCUCUUUGUGUUUUUUUUUGGCCUGGUUUAUUGAACCCCUCCUGUCAGGUUACUGAAGUGCGUCUUUACAGUGUCUGAUAAAUCUGUAUUUAAUCUCUACAGGUCCUGCAGGAGUUCGCUAUGCCCACACAGACAUCAGGAUACCAGACUUCUCAGACUACAGGCGCCCUGAGGUUCUGGACCCCAACAAGUCCUCUCGGGAGAGCGGUGACUCCAGGAAAGCCUUCUCCUACCUGGUGACAGGAGCUACGACCGUGGUGGGCGUAUAUGCUGCCAAGACGGUGGUCACGCAGUUUGUCUCCUCAAUGAGUGCCUCAGCCGAUGUCCUGGCUCUGUCCAAGAUCGAGAUCAAGCUGAGCGAUAUCCCAGAGGGAAAGAACAUGACCUUCAAGUGGAGGGGCAAGCCGCUGUUUGUCCGCCACCGCACAGAGAAGGAGAUCUCCACAGAGGCUGGCGUCAACCUGGCAGAGCUGCGAGACCCUCAGCAUGACAAAGACCGCGUCCUCAACCCCAGCUGGGUCAUUGUGCUUGGAGUGUGCACGCAUCUGGGCUGCGUGCCCAUCGCCAAUGCAGGAGAUUUCGGUGGGUACUACUGCCCCUGCCACGGCUCACACUACGACGCCUCAGGACGCAUCAGAAAAGGCCCCGCCCCCCUCAACCUGGAGGUCCCAUACUAUGAGUUUCCUGAUGACGACACAGUGAUAGUUGGAUAA
This is a messenger RNA of Xyrichtys novacula (pearly razorfish), 4158 nucleotides long. The record is from the annotation of a GenBank genome assembly. Lineage: Eukaryota; Metazoa; Chordata; Actinopteri; Labriformes; Labridae.